GGGUCCGGCUCGCGCCUUCAGUCGCGUCUGACCUGCUGUAGGGUGAGGUUGUGCAUUCGCUCGCCGCUUGUCGCCGGUCGCCAAGUGCUCUCUUGCGCGUGACAGUGCGAGGAGGGAGAUAGCGCGAAACGAGCUCCGCCAGAGAGAGUGCCAGAGAACUAUCCGGGUGUUUCGCGCGCACGCCAAGAAUGAAAUUCAUCCCUCGUCUGACACAGUACAACCGUGGCAGUAGAGGCAACGACAGCGACGACAAUAAUAGUUGCAGCAGUAGUGGUAACAAGAGCGGUGCCUACGGUUGUCGUGGUGAUCGCGGCGGUAUAUCGUUUCGGCGUGGCGCGGUCAGUGACAGCAGGACGCACAGACGACAUAGUAUAUUGUAAUAAACGUUUUUCUUCUUUUCUCUAUCUCCACCCCCUCUCUACCCCCCCCGCCCCGUUCUUCCUUUCACCCCGGGGGAACGAACGUCCCAUUUCUUUUUCUGUUCUUUCACUUAACGCGGGAACGACCGAGCGAAUUCACGCGCGCGCGUGUGUGUGUGCGUGCGUGCGUGUGUGGGUGCGCGCGCGCGCGCGGCGGACAAGCGGGUCUUGCUUUCCGCGCCGGUGUCGCAUGCUCGGUGCGCUUGCUCGCGCUCGAAGCCGAGGAACGGUGGGACGGACAGAGAGAAGUAAGCGGCGAUAGGCUUUUUUCUCGCCCCUCACUCCCCUUUCUUUUCGUACCGAGAGUAUUUUUUUUCCUCGGGCAUCCGGAUCCGAAGUGAUCGCGAGGGGGAAAGAAAAAAAAAAAAGAGGGAAGUGCGCGCGCGAGACCCCCCGGUGUGUUUACGUCUUUGCGGAGAUUAAACCCUUCGGUGGAGUGGCGGCCCUCGGUGUGUUUGUUCGACGAUGAUCGAGAAGAUUCAGCCCGCGGUCGAAUUGCACAAGAAAACGAAGAUGUUGCUGCCCGGUGCGCUGGCGAAAUCCCUGCCCGCGACGAUGGACAAGGAGUAUCUGUUUCAUCAGUACACGGAGGACGACGCGUCGAUAUACGACGAGGAGGAAUACGAGCGUCCGAUGUGUCUGAAAUUGGUACCCAUGAGGAAGUUGCUGUUCUCCUCCAAGUCGUCCUGCUGGCGGGAGCAGCGCAUGAAGAAGACAGAACUCAUUCAGGCGAUGGAGGACUCGUUUAGGAUGAUGGACCCGUUGAAAUAUCGUCCUGGAUCGCUUAACUUCCUGAAUGAUUCAUGCUGGUUCGUCCCCGAAUCGUCCCCGAACCGCGCGAGCCAGAAGCGUCCAGCUGAAAAAAAGAAAAAGAAAGACGGGCGACAUAUCAAAGCUCUACCAAGUUAUAAUUCUCUAGCGACAAACGAAAGAAGAAAUAAAAAUUUAAAAAUAAAUGAAAGAAUAGAAACUCAAUUGAAACCGCUAUUACAGCCAAAGCUAGAACCGCAGCCAGAAUCGCAGCCGGAACUACAGCCAGAACGACAAGCGGAAUCGCAACAGGAACUGAAACAGGAACCGCAGUCGAAACUAGAACCGGAGUUAGAUCUAGAACCAGAGCCGGAGUUAGAUCUACAGCCAGAGCCGCAGCCAGAAUCGCAACCAGAAACGAAAUCAGAACCGCACCUGAAGCUAGAACCGAAGCUGGAGUCGGAGUUAGAGUUAGAGUCAGAGCCGCAGCCAGAGCCACAGUCGCAAUUUUUAGAACUAGUCAAUUUACAGAUGGGUGCGACUACAUUUGAGGAUGAUAUUACAACACUUGCGCGGCACCUCAAUUAUUUUAUAACACCGAAAAAUACGGAGAAAUCGGAGAUGGACUUAGAAGAAUCGGAGUCCGUCAAGACAGAAACAGAGACCGACAUAGACCCGAUUGAUACAGAUGAUUUUAAUUUAUUGAUUAAACUAUUUAAAAAGAAUCCCUCCGAAUCGUUAAGGGAUUUUAUUAAAGAAAGAAUAGACGAAGGGAGAGAUUUUAAAAUUUUUUUAGACGGGGAAAGGUCUUCCAUACGUUUAUUAUACGAAUAUAUGACAUGUUCGAAUAAUAACGAUAAGAUCGCUGAACAACGACCGACUGAGAAACAACUAAUAACUUCAAACGCCAGCAGAAGCAUAUUAAAAAGCUCAAUAAAUUCUCAGCCGGAACCGGAAUCGAUGUCGGAAUCCGAUAGUAUGUUUUCGGAUUUUGACGAAAAUUUUUUAACUUCAGAUUCGGAAGACUUUUCUGAAGAAGAAAUAAAUUUAUCCAAAUUAACAUUGAAUCAAAAUGCCUACAUAAAAGAGGCACCAGUCUUCCGACAUGAUGACAUCAACGUGUCGGAGACGUUGUGUAAAUUAUCAAAAGGGGAGCCGGUGAGUUCGUCGGAGAUGGAUUUCUCUCACCAGCGGAUUAAAACCGAAGAUAUCGUCAGGCACACAAUAAGUGAUCACUGCUACCAUCAGCUUAGACCUGAGAUGGAGGAAGAUGAGGAGCUCGUAGAAUCCGACGAAGAGGAGGAGAUUGAUGUCGUGUCGUACGAGAAGAAAGCGGCACACUUCAACUUCGCACAGCUCCAGCGCAAUGCAGCUAGACACGCGCCGCUAGUCGCGAACUCCAAGGAGACUACCUUCCGGCGACCUCGUGGUAGACCGCCGGGUCGGAAUUCCGCAAAACGGAAAAGAGAUUUAUCGGCUCAUCAUGCAGCGCCCCCUCCGAAGCGUAGUCGCGCUCAGAAUAAUCAACACAGCAGACAGCGGUAUACCAACAACCAACAGAAUCGAGAUCUAUUUGAGGAUGUAGAUAAGAGACAACUUCACAACACUAUGGAGAGAGAGCGACGGAUUGGCCUGAAGAAAUUGUUCGAAAAUUUAAAAGAUAGUCUGCCGGUGGCCCAGGCCAAUGACAAGAUGUCGAAGCAGACCAUUCUGAAUAAUGCGAGGAAUACGAUUUUGAUGAUGACCCCAGCGUUUCAGAAUUACAUGCUCAAGAAAAAGCUCGAAAGGCUCCAAAGGCGCCUUGCUGAACGAGUCUCUUUGCAGAUAAGAAAUAGGACAAACAGAAAAUAAACGACACAUUAGAUUCGUCGUAACGCGCAAAUGCGAAAUACGCAUGAUCCGUGCAGAAUCUGCCGCGGUAAUUAUCUUAAGGUCCGUUUACAGUACAUGGUAAGCGUGGGCGCUUUUAUGUAAUUUGUGGAGUAAAAUUGAUUUAAUUUGCGGAGUAAAAGGUAAGAGUAGGAGUAAUAAUUUUGUUGUAAGAUGCUUAUAAUGGUCUUGUUUGGAACGGUGAAAUGAGCUUAGAGAUCACAGUCUAAGACUGGAUUUUUUAAACACAAGAAUAAUUAGAGUCUUAGGCCGGUAUUCAUAUUUCGUUUUUACAUUUAAGAUCGUCUUAAAUACAAUCUUAAGAUGCUGUAGAUUUGAGAAAAGUUAAAUAAUGACUUGAAACGAUUUUGAAAUGAAAAUCGACUGUAUGAAUACCGGCCUUAGAAAAUUUAUGAGAUUACAGCGGCAAAGUUUGAAGAGUUGAUUAAUAUUAAUACUUUUUUAUUUUUGCUACGGAAGAUUUUUCUUUCUCGAAAUAGAAUUUUCUUUUUAUCAGUAAAAUGACAUUUUUUCCCGUCAAUCUUUGUAAUUUUUUUUUAUAUUGCCAACACUGCAAACUGUAGUUUAUGAGAUCGGCAGUAGCAAAGCUGGAAGAGUUAUAGUUUAAUAUUAAAACUUUUUGAUAUUUUCGCUAAGAAAGAUUUUUUUCUCGAAUAGAAUUUUUUUAUUAGUAAAAUGACAUUUUUUCGCCAAUCCUUGCGUAUUUUCUUUUUACAUUGUCAAACGCUAUUCGUACGGUUGCUCAACAUAUAUCGACUAUGUGGUAACGUCGAAGAUUAUGAAAUUAACAAUGCUGUUUGCAGUGUUCGCAGCCACAUUUACUGAUUCCUGCGCUCGGAUUGGCUGAGCGUAAGCGUAAGAGUUAUAAAAAAAAUUAAUUUAAUUUUCUUGCGUCUUUGCGCUAGCUCUUUUACACCGGAAGUAGCCCUUUUACUACUUUUAUAUCUUAUUCCAUGUUUACUCCGUAUAUAUUGUAGACGGGCCUUCAAAGUUGCGAUAUGUAAAAAACAAGGAUAUACUAUUCUUUAUUUUGUGGAUUGUAAUAUCUUUAACAUUGUUAUUGUGUUUGUGAAAUAGAUAUACAUAUCUGUUCUACAAAUACAAUGACAAUGUUAAAAACAAGAUAUUGAAAACAAUCAUCUUUGAUCGAGCUAGUCGGAGAACAGGAUCAGGAAAACAUUGUUUUCGUCAAGUAAAUAGAAACGAGUUCUCAACUCGUAGUUCCUCUAAUCGUCUUUGGAUUAUGAUUUAGGUUCUAAUUGUUAACCUAACGGCGAUUGGAUAAAUAGAUUUUCGACAUUUUUGCUUGAUAAAAACGAUGGUCUCUUGAUCUUCUUUUUCAACUGACUCUGACUGGCUCCGACUGUCAAGGAACACAAUGGCAAGGUUGCAACAGAUUUUUGCGUUAACGGUUUUUGCAAUCAAAAUUUUUGCAUCAACAUUUUGCAUGCCUUAUUGUACGACAUUGUAUUUGUCAGCCGAUGAACGGGACCAGUUGAGCAUCGUUUUCAAGCAAAAAUUUAGAAAACCGAUAUUUAUCCAAUCGUUAUUGGAUUAACAAUUAGACGCUAGAUUGUAAUUCAAAGUCAAUUGGCGGAACCGCAAGUCCGAAACUUGUUCGGAUUUGCUUGACUAUGAAAUACGAUACUCUCCCGGCCCUGUUCUUCGGCUGGCUCAAUGAUGAUGAGCCUUUUCGAUAUCUUGUUUUUAACAUUACGUUACAUACAGCAUGUCACUUUCCGCCCUUUGUGAAGACGCUCUUGCGCGACCUGUUGCACAUUGUCGACGAGUCAUUGGCAAGUGCAUUUUAAUUUCCGUCGCUACAGAUAAAACGGAUUGGUUAAGCAGUCGGAGGAGGGGGGUCUUAUCACGAUAUUACCCAACGCAAUCUAUCGGUUCCCAACCGGUUAGUCGCUGGUACCUCAGGGUACCACCUUCACUGUCAUACUCACGAUAUUCUUUACAUAUGUUUUGUAUAUAUAAAGUAAAUAUUAGAAAAAUAGAAGAAAAGUGAGAAACGCGCGGGCUUCGAUUAUCGGCCAGUUGCUUGUUUUUUUCUAAAACUUUAAUUAAAAAAACAAAAAAAAAACUCAAAAAAGAAUUGUGCGGUCUCUCGCGUCGUCGGGAUCAGUAAGGUGAUCUUUACGUUUGAUGUUCAAGUCGCGCGCUUGUUCAGAACACGCAACGUCUCAAGUCUUUCCAGCACAGACUUCUCCAUCAAGAUUUGGAUCUCAGGUAUAUACCGCUUUCAGUAGCAGUUUAUCUGAGCUCUCUCUACAGAUAUAAUUAGUGUGUCCGGUUUAAAGGGCGCGAAUUGUUGACACAAAAUUGAUUUUAUUAUAUUUUGUGCUUUUCCUGUUGGAAAAUGAUCCCCUGGGCGACAGUUUCAUCGCGCGAUCUUGUAUAUAUCUUUUAGUUUCUUUUAAUACGAUAAGUUUAAAAUACCCACAUUUGGGUACAGCUUAGUUAGAUGAAAUUAAGUAGAAUGAAUGAAAACACAACUUAGAUAGAAAUAACGCGCGCGCAUAUUGAGCAUACACGCGUGACAUAUUCAGUUUGCUAAGUUAUCAAUUUUAGCAAUAUCAUUAAAAAGUAGACAAAUAUUGAAUGUAGCGGUAACAAUAAAGCAAUGAUAAACGGCCGUUUCUCUUAUUGCUGUCUAUUUGCUUAGCAAAAUACAAACGGCCCGCUUUGUCUAAAAUGACAGAAUCGCGCGCCCCGGAUAGGCCACGAGUAGAAUUGAAUCCCUAGGCGACUACUAUUCUUAUUGUAGUUAGAAAUAGGCGUUUGUAAUAUUUUUUUCUAUAUAUCUUUUUUCACACUUUUCAUAUGAGAUAAUUUUGAGUGAGUUGAAGUUGACUUUCUUUUUUUAUGCCUAUCUGUCUCAUGCCCAUUUUUGCAUCUGAGAAAUUCGAUCAGACGUUUGGAUAUCAGCGCGUUUUCCAUUGGGUGCAAUGAAAUGAAUUAGAUUCGCUGCGACAUAUUGAUUUCUGUUUUAUUUUCUUUCAGUCGUCGUUUAUCGGCGAGGAGAAGCGGGCGGGAUCGAUCGAAUUUUUUUUUUAUAAUACGGUUUAAUCCGGCGCGGAAAUUUUAGUUUAAUAACACCUUUGAUAAUAUUAUUGGCAUGUUCAAUAUCUAUAUCUAAAUUUAAUAUCGUUAAUAUCUAUAGCUAAAUUAAAAAAAUUAAAGGAUAGAUUUGUAUAUUUCUAUAUAUAUAUAUAUAUUCAUAUAAAGAUAGAUUUGCAUACAUUUAGGCAUACACACCGCGAUUGAAUAUAUUUAUGUACACGUAUAUUGCAGAUUCGCAAAUAAAUAACAAAUGUGUACCGAUACUCAAAUGACAAGGAAUAACAAUGAUUAAUAUUGUUAUUGUAAUACUUACUUUUGUAGUAUCAUUGAUUUAUAUUAGCCUUGCGCGCGCUGCCGGCACUUCUUAAACCAAAAGGGCUAUAUUACGAUUCAUAGUGUUAGCCUUUGCACGAUUUAAAAGAGAUGAGAUAUACGAGGCAACGAUUACGAUGUACGUACUAUCCAUACCACACACAGACAUAUACGUGUACACACAACACCGUAUGACAUACAUAAUAAUACAUGCACGCAAAAGACAUAUGCAUGAUUAUAUAUAAGUAUUUUUAAUAAAUACGAGCAACAGGUGUAAUGUGCAUAAUUAUGUAUAUCAUACAAAUGAUUGAUAUGCAAGUGAUCAAUCGGAGACCUAAACCUGAGUCUUCGAAUAAAGAAUUUUUAUAUUGCUAUACAGAUAUAUUAAGAAAAAGAAAAAAAAGCAACAGAAUGUGUUCAUUACAUUUAUAGGUAACAGUAUUCGUUUGUAUGCAUAUUUUUAUGAUAGAAAAAUGGAAAAUGAACGCGAAAGUGAGAACCUUUCAAGAAAAAUACACACACACACACACACACAGACACUUUAGACACUCAACACAUUGUACAAUAGUCACGCGAAUAUAUGUAAUAAGCGCGCAGCUUCGUUCGCACGUAGUCCAAAUUCAAGUUAUAAAUAGAUUAACAAUGACGGCAGAUAGAAGUAGAGCCGAGUCAGAGCAGCGGUGAGACGUAGUGACCGUCUGAACAAUAGGAAUGAAGUGAGAAAGGGCUAAAGACUUGUAAUAGGUCAGGAAUCAAGGCGUACUGACAUUUUUUAAUGACACAACGGACAUACACACCAACAGGCGUGCAUAUACGCGUGACACAUAUACAUGACACGCAAACGGAUACAGUUGAAUUAAAUAGAAACUAUUAUUAAUUUAAUGACACGGAGAAUUUUUAAUCGCUACCCAAGUUUAAUAUAUAUCUAUAAGUACAUACACAAAACAUAGGAAUAUGCGCAACAUAGUAAUGCAGUUCGGAAGACGGGCGACCACAAUAGUUUCUUGACGAUAGUUGGGAAGGACAUAUUGGAUUAUCAAAGAGAGAACUCGGGAGAGAUUCCUAAAAAUGAUUAAAAGAGACGCUUUUUUAGACUAUUUAUAGGCCUUUUCGUAUACGAAUGCCUUGACAAAUAUACGUAGAGAGUUAGGUGUGUGCGUAUACAUAUAUACAUAUAUAUAUACAUAGUCAUAAAAUGUUCUACCAAGGCUCAAAAUGUAGGUAUUGAUAUAAGUUUCGCUCUUAUUAUCUCCCAAUUACUUUUGUACAUUUGAAUGGCACAUACCAUUUACUUUUCUAAUUUUUAUAUAGUUUUCUCAAUAUUAAAAUUUUUAAUUUUUGUGCAUAUUGGAGCGGCUAUUUUAAAUUUGGAAAAUCUGACUUUUUAUAAAUAGUGACCCCAAAAUCCGGAAUAUGUAUACGUAAUUGAAAGCAAAGCUUAUAUCAAACCUAUAUCAAUAUCUACAUUUUAAGCUGUGAUAGAAUAUUUAUGACAAAAAUUGUUCUGGGAAGGAGAGUGUUUCGAUUGAAAGAAGACACACACAUACACGUAUAUAUAUCGCAUAUACAUAUACGCACACACCUAACUCUCUACCGAUAUUUAUUCGAUUGACAAAGGAUGACAUGCACAUAUACACGGAAAAUUUUACAUUAAAAAUUAUUAUGAUAAGCAAUAAACGCGGAUCAAGGAAGGAAUCAUAAAAAUUUUCAGUAUAUUACUAUUUUUCAUUAAAUUGCCAUAGUACAUAUUUACGUUACUUACCGUAUAAUUCUAUUCUUAUGAUCCGUGACUAAUAUCGUACGCAGUAAUUUUUAAUAUAAAAUUUUUUUCGUGUAUAUAUGAGUUAUUUUUUGUCAACCGAAACACCUCCCGUUUCUAGAAUAAUUUUUACAUUAGUUGUUCCCCUAUUGAAAUGUAAAUAUUGAUAAUGGUAUUAUAAGUUUUAUAAUAUCAAUUGGCAAUUUUUAAAAUUUAAAAUGGCCGCUUCAAUAUGACGAAUUAAAAAUUAAAAUUUUUAAUAUUGAGAAAACUAUAUAAAAAUAAGAAAAGUGAAUGUUAUACGUCAUUUUAAUGUAUCAAAAUAAUUGGGAGGUAAAAGUUAUAAAAGUUUAUAUCAAGCUUAUCAAUAUCUUACAUUUCGAGUUUUGGUAGAACAUUUUAUGAUAAAAAUUAUUCUGAGAAGAGAGGUGUUCCAGUUGACAAAGAAUAACACACACACAAAACACACGCGAUUAAUCUUUUACUUAAUUUGGAAAUUGUUUAAAACGUUUAACUCGACAUUUUAGUGUAUGCCUUAAAUGUUUUCUUAUUAAGUAGAUUUAUAUGAAAAUUACAUAAUUAGUUAGAAUCAUUUUGUUAAAGUAAACGCAAAAACAAAAAAAAAAUUAUUUGUUUAGACUUACAAAUUUUUUUGGUUUUUUCCGACCAAUAAUUUUUUGUAUUUUUGUCAUAUAUCUUCAGGCGUCCGCAACGGAAGGCAAGAAGAGGCACUUGCCUCCCUGUCUCUCUGAAAAAAACUCGCGGACGCCCUUGUCUUCUUAUCCUCGUAUACAUAUGAGUGUGCGAGAAGUCAGUGGGUCUUAAGUGCGCGUGAACGCGAUAAAAAUAAUCCUCAAUUAAAUUUUUCAUUAAAGCGUCAAAAUGCAUUUAUCUACACGAAAUCUGAUUUAUAAUUUAUACACUUCUAUCUUUUUUACAUUUCAAACACUCCGUUACGUAUUGUUUCAUGAUUAAUUUUUCCUGCAAAGAAUAAUUGCGCAAAGAUUUUUCUUGCAAUAUGACUAUAUAAAUGGAAACUACUGACUUUUUAAAUGAAUGACUCCACAAUUGUUUUUUUCAAACCAACUUUUCGUAUUUAAUUCGUCACGAUUCAAGAACGAUUCACUGACCGUAAGCACUGUAGAUCGUAAGAUCAACGAAAGGAAACUCAACGAUAUACCUCGCAAAAUUCCGUUCUCGACCGAGACGGAAAGCCUUUGAAUCCUUGCUUUGUCAUAUUUUAUGUAUCGAACCUGUGAGUUCUCUGAAUCGUGCCAAAUAACAAAAAUUUAGUGUUUAUAAAUGACUGAAAUCGGCUAUUUAGCCGUAUAGUUAUAUUUAGUACACAUAGUAAAUAAGGCCAACGGCCUUAAAAAAUAUGUAUUUCUCUUAUUUCUUUUCAAGUUUCUCCUCUAAUUUGUUUUUCUUUUUUAAUUAAUUACAAAUUUCUGAGUCUUUUCUCGGCAAGAACUUUUAUUGAAAAGUAUUUAAAGAGAGAGAGAGAAAAAGAGAGAAGAGAGAGAGAAAGAGAGAACCAAUUUGAUUGACGGAUCACGAGGAUUUCGUUUUUUUUUCCUGCACUCUAUAGUUCUUUUAUCCUUGUACUACUAUCUCACUGAGAAUUUUUCUCGAGCUAUUUUUCAUUUUCUCCGACGCGUUUGAGACGACAGUUCAGAAAUUCAGCAUAGCUCUAGAACUCUAGAGAGUUUGCAAUAAACGAAAAAGAUCAUACUUUUCCAUUUUUAUAUACAAAAUUGUUAACAUCUAGGCAAAUAGUGAAAUUUAGAUUUAGAAGAAUAAUAAUUUCUUAAUAGAAAUAAAUGUUUCGAAUUAAUUGAAUUAAAUAUAGAUAUUUAGGUCUUUUAGAUAAUUAAAUUUUUAUAAAUACGAGUGUCAAAUAACUACAAAAUCUCUCUUGAUUGUCGUCUCGAUUUCUUUGUCACGAUUCUUUUCUACAAAAAAAAUAGAUGUUUAUAGCAUGUUUAUAAAUUUCAAAUAAUUGUAUUUGCUAACGCGCAAAAGAGAUAUAGCUGAGAAAUAUAAGCCGCGCUGUCUUUAUAGAUUGCUCAAUUUUGUAUCGACCAUUAAAAAUCGCGUAAAAAAAAUAUUGUGUAUGAGAAUUUUUUUGCUAAUAGAGAGAGAGAGAGAGGAGAUAUUUAGAGUACCUACCAUAAGCAUUUACAGUACACUUUGCUUACGUGUUUUUUUCUUUUGUGCAAAGUCUCGAAUUUGUAUUUUCAUCCUUUGCUAGGUUUUGUUAUUACAUGAUAAUUAUAUGAAUGAAAAAUUAUUGGGUGUGCGUGCGUGCGUGCGUGUGUGUGUGUGUGUGUGUGUGUGCGCGUGUGUGUGUGUAUGUGUGUGAGAGAGAGAGAAAAGACAUUAUUUUUAUUACGCGAUAAAUUAAUGCAACUGUACAAAUUAUGCGCAAUCGGAUUUCGAAACAAACACCUCGCUUCCAUAAAGAAUACAUGUGUACCUGCUUAGUUAAUAACAAUAGUUACUAUAUAAAAAAAUAGUUUUUGUAAACGACUUAUACGUCGAAUAAGCUUUAAUUUAAAUAAGGGGGCUUAUAUAAUAUAGAUUAAUACAUAAAUAUAUAUGGAAAGUAGGACCUGCGAGCCUGUUUUUCACACAUCUUUUUAUUAACACAUUUCCUUGUCAACAAGAGAACUGUAUGAGCUCAGAAAUUUAUGUUUUCUCUACUUUCAUUGUAUCUUUGUUUUCUUCACUCGGUACCGGAAGGUUGAGACUUGUUGUGUAUAUUACGUUUCUAAGCGUAUAUAAAAUAUUUCAUUUCGCAUUUAGAAUAUCUUUUAAUAUAUUGCGAAUUGUAAAGAGAAAGAUUCGGUUUUGAAAACAUAACAGCUUUUUUUAAGACAUAAUACUAAUUAGUGAUUUAUUUCUCUACUUUUUUUUUAAGGCUUACAAAUAUAUAGAACUCGGAAAUAUAUAGAAUCCAAAAUGUGAAAUAAAAUAUUCUGUGUAUGUAUAUAUAUUUGCUACUCUCCAUCGAGUUCCAGACAUAUUUAAUCUAUUAUUCGUCACAAGCAAUUCGCAUCUCGAGUUUUCGUUGAACUUUAAUUAACAUUAUUUAUAUGAUAGUAGAGGUAGUUGGAAAUGUUAGUAGAGAGUAAUUUAAUUUAUAUAUCUUUUGAGAAGAUGUCGAAUUGCGGGAAUGACGAGAAAUGUUGUGACGAGGAGCUUGACGGAAUAAAUUUAUAAUUUAAAGAAGAAUAUUAGUUUACUUAACUUAGAUUUUUUAUUCAACAAAUAAAAUGUGUAAUAAGUAAAACAUAUUUUUAUUUAUCCUCUUUAUUUUUAUAUGCGACGUCGUUACUGAAAAUUAUUUCUUAUAAUAAUCGGACGAGAGAUUUAUAACGAUGCGACAGAGAUAAAAUGCUAGCAUGCUAGUAUGCGAAACGAUAAUGCGAAAGGCACAGUAGUAGAGAGGUAGAUAAAAAUUAUAAUUGACAAAUUAUAAAAGUAAGUUACAUAAAAAAGAAAAAUUCAUAUAGAUUAAUAUAAAUUAUACAUGUAUAAAAUUUUAUAUAUACAGGAUUAUAAGAUUUCUUACAACAUUAAACUAUGAUAUACAUAUAUAUUAUAUACAGAUAGAAUCUCUUAUUUUCGCAAGAAAAUCAGUUUGAGAAAAGGAAAAAGAUAGAAAGAUGUUAGAAAGAUAUUCAUUGAUUUGCGCGAUAUGGACAUGAUGUCGGUCCGUAUUGUUCAUACAGCGUUAUGCUCUUGUAUUUGUUCGUGACAUGCGCAAUUGAAUGUUUUUUCAUCGCGACGAUAAACGCGAACUAAAAUUACAGAAGAGCUGCUUGAACAGACAGAUCGCUUCCAAACUUCUAAAAAAUAUUUUUUUCAAUAAAUGAUUUUGAUUUAGAUAGAAUAUAAUGAACAUACAUAAUCAUUAAACAUAUAUUGAAUACUUUUUAUAAUUUUAGAAUAACUUUUUUAUAAGUGAUCUUUUUGUGAUUUUGUUAAGAAAUGAUUAAAUAAUUAUCAGCAAAAAUUUUGUAAAAUGCUGAAAAAACUCUUAAAAUAAGUAUUUUUUGUAUUAAUUUUAAGUUUGACUACACGCGUACGUAAAAUUAUGUUAGAGCUGUUAACCUUCUACUAUUAAGUAAAGAUGGGUAGUAUCUGUAACUUGCGUAAAAUAAUAUCAUAUAUUAUACCGAUACUAUCCAUUGUACCUAUAUACUUCGAAAAUUGUUAAAUUAUACACAAAUAAAGGAAACGAGUUAUAUCAGUGAA
Molecule: messenger RNA, 12459 nt
Organism: Monomorium pharaonis (pharaoh ant)
Lineage: Eukaryota; Metazoa; Arthropoda; Insecta; Hymenoptera; Formicidae
Gene: Myc
Exons: 3
Coding region: 885-3020 (711 amino acids)
Biological process (GO): regulation of transcription by RNA polymerase II
Molecular function (GO): RNA polymerase II cis-regulatory region sequence-specific DNA binding; protein dimerization activity; DNA-binding transcription factor activity, RNA polymerase II-specific
Source: RefSeq, a predicted model, not a curated record